Molecule: messenger RNA, 792 nt
Organism: Fusarium tjaetaba
Lineage: Eukaryota; Fungi; Ascomycota; Sordariomycetes; Hypocreales; Nectriaceae
Exons: 2
Coding region: 1-792 (263 amino acids)
Source: RefSeq, a predicted model, not a curated record
AUGUUCACGCUUUUCCCUCGUCUACCACCAGAAAUUCGCGACCAAAUCUGGUACCACACCCUACCAGAACCCCGCCAAGGUCCAGGAAUAUUCCAAUGGGAGCCAGGCUGCUGGGAUCUAAAAAACCUUACACCAGAAGACUACGAUUGGUCCAAAGACGAUCCUAACAACAUUCGCCUAGAGUUUCGCUACGAUAAGUUAGGAACACCAGUUCAUAUACCCAUCAUGGAUGUCAACCAAGAGGCGCGCCGUGUUGCACUAGCCUGGGCUCGAGAUAACAACAUCAGAAAUCGAUACAGAAACGGCAAAUAUGAGUUCAGCCGUAGGAUGGACAAUAACACAGACACCAUCUAUUUUCCCAACAAUAUGAUAGACGCUGCUGAGAUCGAGGCUGCCGAUCGAGGCGCUGAACCAGAUAUGAUCGAUAGGAAUCAUACCGUGGCUACAUACAUCACAAGCUUGGCAGUGCCAGCAAGAUUUAUUCAAACCGCAGACGAGGCACUAUAUACCUGGGAAUGGCACGAGAAUCUGGAAAAGAUAUACGUUAUUGUUGGAGAACAACCCGACGGAAUGGGUCAAUGGGAGAUUGACACGACGACAGGAGCGAGCAUACUCUGGACGAGGGACACUGGCAAGUUUGUGCCUCAACUAGGAGCGGAUGAGUUUUGCAGUCGGGACCUUCUAAAUACGAUCGUGGAGGAUAAGAUGAAUAUCGGGGCUGCUAUCAUGCGGUGUCAAGGACCGUCGAGAAAGUCGUUUGAGAUUCGUGUAUGCUCAGCCAUAAGAAGAUGA